Homo sapiens (human) is the source of this 2515-nucleotide messenger RNA. It is a transcript of the gene HESX1, whose product is annotated as HESX homeobox 1. The transcript has 6 exons. Lineage: Eukaryota; Metazoa; Chordata; Mammalia; Primates; Hominidae. Bases 1599 to 2156 code for a protein of 185 amino acids. Gene Ontology annotation, biological process: regulation of DNA-templated transcription; pituitary gland development; forebrain development. The record is from RefSeq and is a predicted model, not a curated record. Gene Ontology annotation, cellular component: nucleus; protein-DNA complex. Gene Ontology annotation, molecular function: protein homodimerization activity; chromatin binding; RNA polymerase II transcription regulatory region sequence-specific DNA binding.
CUCUCCCGCGAGCGCGGGCGUCGGAAGCGGCGGAGGUGGCAGUGUCUGCCCUGGGAUGGCCUUCCCUGCACGCGCGCGUUUGUAUCUAAAUCGCAGGGGACCGUCUCUUCCUCAGCUUGCCGGCGCGAGGAGCCAGAGCCUCGAGUUAGGGCCACACGGGGGAAUUUGGGGCGGGUUGACUUUUCCCGCAACAUAUUUUGUCAGAGACCUUGGAGAAAGUCCUACUGCUGGCGCCUUUUAGUUUCCUCAGAUGAUAACAUUCCCAACUCCGCUCGAAGCGUCCAGUCUUAAUCCCCUCCAGCAGAAUGGUGCUGACUAACUCAGAUGUCUGAGAUCCGCAGCUGUGUCAAUAAUAGGGCUUUCUGGCAAACUUGUGAACGUAGGCUCGAAAUUGUUUUUCUGGACGCUUGAAUAUCAGUAUAUUCAGUUGAAAACAUGUGAUUUUGUUGCCAGUUUAUCAGUUCCUACCUGGCCUCCCGAGGUCAGUCCUUCAGGACUGACGCUGCAACUCCAACUCCCAUGUUUCUUUUAAAUCACAAAGGAAAAUAUCUUUUAAAAAUCAGGAUACACUGAUUAAUUAUGUUAGUAACUAAUUGGCAUUUGUUGAAUCAAAAAGUUUUGGAAGCGUUAAAUAGUUUUAGCCUCUAAUUUUACAAUAAAGUGAAGCUCAAAGUUGGGAAUUUGACCGGAUGAGGGCUACAAGCCUAUCCUUUCCUCCUCCCUCUUCAUCUUUCCCAACCUGUCACCCUGGCUCGUUUAUGUCUCUGUAUAGUUGUAGGCUUUCAUCAUUAUACAGAGAAAAUAACAAAGUAAGUAGUGUCUUCUAAACAUCUAGCCAUUAAUUCCACCAAUCCAUUCCAUUUUCAUUCAAGAAAUACCAGAGAUGCUGAGUAAAGAUUAAUUAGCUGCCUGGUUCCACAGAUACAUGGGAACAAAUCCAGAAUAGUAGUAGCUCAAAUCCAAAUAUAGUAACAAAUAGAAGUUAUAUAUUUUAAACGAAAAUAGUAGAUUUUCCCAUGAUCUCUUGAAAGAAAAAUAAAAUUAUAUUUUUAAAGUUUUGUUGAGUAGACUUGCAUUGUAGUUUUACGGAAUUAUUUUUAGUGUUACAAUCUUUAAAAGUUUUCCCCUUAGAUUGUUUAUCAGCCAGUCUCUCUCUCCCGAAGAGUUCUUUAGUUUUUGAGGAAGUUGAUUUGGAGGCAGUUCUUACAAUGAGUUAAGGGUUCCCAGUUGUGUUACAGUUUCUUUUUCCUUGAUAUCUCAUUUCUACUCUGCCAACAAGAACACCAUGCACCCCAGCUCUAAAGAAGGAAGACUUUCAAGAAUGGAGUGUAGUGGCAUGAUCACAGUUCAUUGCAGCCUCAACCUCCUACGCUCAAGUGAUCCUCCCACCUGAGCCUCCUGAGUAGCUGGGAUCACAGGCGCAUGCUACCACGCCCGGCUGAAGGUUUUUCAAUUUUUGAAGAGACGAGGUCCCACUGUGUUGCCCAGCCCCCUUGUCAGCGGAGCUAUAAGGUGAACUGCAGGAAGAUCCCAGCCCUAUACACGUGGGGCAGAGCCAGCAGAGGCCAGAGCUGUUGCUCUGUGCAGACCACGAGAGGAUGUCUCCCAGCCUUCAGGAAGGCGCUCAGCUCGGGGAAAACAAACCCUCAACUUGCUCCUUUUCAAUUGAGAGAAUCUUAGGACUGGACCAGAAGAAAGACUGUGUUCCAUUAAUGAAACCCCACAGGCCCUGGGCAGACACCUGCAGCUCAUCAGGGAAAGAUGGUAACUUAUGUCUACAUGUCCCAAAUCCUCCCAGUGGGAUUUCAUUCCCUAGCGUGGUGGAUCACCCAAUGCCAGAAGAAAGAGCUUCGAAAUAUGAAAAUUACUUUUCAGCCUCAGAAAGACUGUCUUUGAAAAGAGAGUUGAGUUGGUAUAGAGGCCGAAGACCAAGAACUGCUUUUACUCAAAACCAGAUUGAAGUGUUAGAAAAUGUCUUUAGAGUAAACUGCUAUCCUGGUAUCGAUAUUAGAGAAGACUUAGCUCAAAAAUUGAAUCUAGAGGAAGACAGAAUCCAGAUUUGGUUUCAAAAUCGGCGUGCAAAACUGAAAAGGUCCCAUAGAGAAUCACAGUUUCUAAUGGCGAAAAAAAAUUUCAACACAAAUCUGCUGGAAUAGAUAGAAAACUAAACAAGUGAAAUUAUCUUCUAAUUGCAGAGCAUGAAGAAUCAGUGGAAAUAUUAAGUGUUAAAAUGUGAUGUUUUCUUUCCUGCAUUUAAUCUGAAUAUUGUCAUUUUUUCUGAAAAUAUAUUGUAAAUACUAUUAUAGCAUGGUACAUAUUUGGGCACUUUUAGUUAUAGUAAAGACCUUUUAUAUAUAUUUUAAUAAACAUUUUCAGAAAAGAUUGCUAUUUUUUAAGUAAGCCAAAUUAAUCUAAUAAAUUAGUUUGUUAAAAUCAAUAGACUCAUGACUAAGUGAUUCCACAAGCUGGAUUCUAAUUAUAAAGUAUUUCAAGUAAAAUAAUCUGAAGAACAAAA